Molecule: messenger RNA, 377 nt
Organism: Cyprinus carpio (common carp)
Lineage: Eukaryota; Metazoa; Chordata; Actinopteri; Cypriniformes; Cyprinidae
Product: THUMP domain-containing protein 1-like
Exons: 1
Coding region: 1-240 (79 amino acids)
Source: RefSeq, a predicted model, not a curated record
AUGUCCGAGACGCGCAAGAGGAGCAGGAAGCGCUUCGGCGGACACGCGCAUAAGAAACAGAAGGGCUCCCGCGAGCUGGAGGUGGGCGCGCAGGGGGUGCUCAUCACCUGCAACAUGAACGAGCGCAAGUGCACGAGCGAAGCCUUCAGCCUGCUCAACGAGUACGCGGACGCGCUCUACGGCCCCGAGCAGGUCACCAGCAUGAUGUCAGACAAGUUCACUACAGAGAUGCUACAAUAGUGCAGUGAACUAUAGAGAUGUUACACUAGUGUAGCUCACUAUACAAAUGUGUUGUUACUGUAGUGUAGUGCACUAUAGAGAUGCGUUACUGUAGUGCAGUUCUCUAUAGAGAUGUGUUACUGUACUGUAGUGCACUC